AGAAACGGCGUAAAAUAAUCUUGACAGUUGUUCGAGCAUCCUCUUGAGCUUCAAUUGCCAUUAGUGGUAAGCACGCUGUCAUUCAUCACCAUUCUCUCUCUCUCUCUCUCUCUCUCUAUUCAUCAUCUUGUAUUCAUUUUCUUUUCGUGCACGAAUUCAUUGCAUCCAAAAGCCCCCUUUUCAGUCAUCAAUUCCACCAUUGCUGCUACAGAUAGGGAAUUUUUGGAUUCCAUCGUGGUAUUCAGGUUGUAGCUUUAAAAAGCCACUCAGUGAAGUAAAAACAACAGUAUGUCUGUUUCUAUGAGAGAUUUGGAUCCAGCCUUCCAAGGAGCUGGACAAAAAGCAGGAAUUGAAGUGUGGCGCAUUGAGAAUUUUAAACCAGUGCCCGUUCCACAGUCUUCUUAUGGCAAGUUUUUUACAGGGGACUCCUAUCUUAUAUUGAAGACUAUUGCUUUGAAAAGCGGUGCACUACGCCAAGACAUCCAUUAUUGGUUAGGUAAAGAUACCAGCAAGGAUGAAGCUGGAGCAGCAGCACUGAAGACGGUCGAACUCGAUGCAGCUCUUGGAGGACGUGCUGUUCAAUAUCGCGAGGUACAAGGACAUGAAACCGAAAGAUUCUUAUCUUACUUUAAACCAUGCAUCAUACCUCAAGAAGGCGGAACUGCAUCUGGUUUCAAGCAUGUUGAAUCUGAGGAGCAUAAGAUCCGUAUGUUUACUUGCCAAGGAAAGCAUGUAGUUCAUGUAAAAGAGGUUCCUUUUGCUCGAUCCUCACUCAAUCAUGAUGAUAUCUUUAUCUUGGAUACUGCGAAUAAGAUAUUCCAGUUUAACGGUUCCAAUUCAAGCAUUCAAGAAAGGGCUAAAGCGCUAGAGGUUGUGCAACAUAUCAAAGAUACGUAUCAUGAUGGGAAGUGUGACAUAGCUACUGUUGAGGAUGGAAAAUUAAUGUCUGAUGCUGAAACCGGAGAGUUCUGGGGUUUCUUUGGUGGCUUUGCUCCGCUUCCAAGGAAAACAACAACAGAUGACGUCAAAAGUGCCGUUGCUCUUCCCACUCAGCUAUUCUGUGUGGAGAAGGGGCAGGCGGAACCGGUUUCUGCCGAUACGUUUACAAAGGAGCUGCUGGAUACAAAUAAAUGCUAUCUUCUGGAUUGCGGGGCUGAAAUAUACUUAUGGAUGGGGAGAAGUACUUCUCUUGAUGAAAGAAAAGCCGCAAGUGGAGUUGCAGAAGAAUACCUGCGUAGCCAGGAUAGACUGAAGUCUCAAAUCAUCCGAGUGAUUGAAAAUUUUGAAACUGUAAGUUUCCGGUCAAAGUUUGAUGCUUGGCCUCAAUCAGCUGAGGUGGCCGUCUCUGAGGAUGGUAGAGGCAAGGUGGCUGCACUUCUAAAGCGUCAAGGGGUCAAUGUGAGGGGUUUACUUAAAGCAGCUCCAGAAAAGGAGGAACCUCAACCAUAUAUUGAUUGCACAGGAAAUUUGCAGGUUUGGCGUGUGAAUGGCCAAGAGAAGAUUCUUCUUCCGGUCCCUGAUCAGUCGAAGUUUUACAGUGGAGAAUGUUAUAUCUUCCAGUAUAAUUAUCCCGGAGAAGAUCAAGACGAAUGCCUUAUUGGGACAUGGUUCGGAAAGAAAAGUGUCGAGGAAGAGCGGAGUUCGGCUACCUCACAUACAAACAAGAUGGUUGAGUCGCUCAAAUUUAUGGCUUCUCAGUUGCAAGUUUAUGAAGGAAGCGAGCCUAUUCUAUUCUUUGCAAUCUUUCAGAGCUUUCUCGUUCUUAAGGGUGGUCUAAGUGAUGGAUACAAGACUUUUAUAUCAGAGAAUGAACUUUCUGACGACACUUACAAAGAAGACGGGGUUGCGUUAUUUCGAGUUCAAGGCUCUGGACCUGAAAACAUGCAAGCAAUCCAAGUCGAACCCGUUGCGUCAUCUUUGAACUCCUCGUACUGCUACAUACUACACAGUGGUUCUUCCGUCUUUACAUGGAUUGGAAACCUUAGAACUCCCGAAGUAGAGGAACUCGUCGAGAGGCAACUAGAUGUCAUAAAGCCAAACAUGCAGGCAAAGUUACAAAAAGAGGGUUCGGAAUCCGAACAAUUUUGGGAAAUUUUAGGUGGAAAAUCCGAAUACCCGAGUCAGAAGAUUGCAAGAGAUGCCGAAAGUGAUCCCCAUUUGUUCUCAUGCACAUUUACAAAAGGAGAACUAAAGGUCAUUGAGAUCUACAACUUUAACCAAGACGAUUUGAUGACGGAAGAUAUCUUUAUUCUCGAUUGUCACUCGAGCAUCUUUGUUUGGGUAGGGCAGCAGGUUGAUCAGAAACUGAAAACACAAGCGUUAGUUAUUGGGGAGAAAUUCGUGAAGCAUGAUUUUCUUCUUGAGAAAUUAACGGUUCAAACUCCGAUAUAUAUCAUAUCGGAAGGGAGCGAGCCAGAGUUCUUCACGCGCUUCUUCACAUGGGAUUCAACCAAAUCUGCAAUGCAUGGAAACUCGUUUCAAAGGAAACUAUCUAUACUAAAAAAUGGAGGUCGUCCAACCUUGAGUAACAAACCAAAAAGACGAACACCGGGAGCACAUGUAGGAAGGUCUGCUACAAACGAAAAACCGCAGCGUGCAAGAAGUGUGUCUUUUAGCCCAGAGAGGGUUCGUGUUAGAGGAAGAUCACCAGCCUUCAAUGCUCUUGCUUCUGCAUUUGAGAAUCCAAGUGCACGGAACCUGUCAACACCCCCGCCCCAAGUGCGGAAGCCUUAUCCAAAAUCUGAUUCGUCAAAUGUUGCUCCGAGGUCCACUGCUAUAGCGUCACUAACCUCCACUUUCGAACAACCUCCACGAGAACCUCUCAUGCCCCGUUCCAUCAAACCUAGGCCCAAAUCGCCACCAAAGGCUGAGUCGAAUUCGAAGGAAAACAUAAUGAGCAGUAAAAUCGAAACCCUAACAAUACAAGAAGAUGUUAAAGAAAAUGAAGUUGAAGAUGAGGAAGGGCUCACUUUGUACCCAUACGAACGCCUUAUAACAGUAUCCACCGACCCUGCUGCAGACAUCGAUGUAACCAAAAGAGAGACAUACUUGUCUUCCGCUGAGUUCAGGGAGAAGUUUGGAAUGACGAAAGAAGCCUUCUACAAGCUGCCAAAAUGGAAGCAAAAUAAACUGAAAAUGGCACUUCAACUGUUCUGAGUAUUAUUUAUUUAAUAUAUUUGCAGCGGAGAGCCCGUUUUUUCGUGUUUUAGUUUGAUAGUGAGAGCAUCGGUGCAUUUUUAGCUGCUUCUGCUCUCAAGAAGCUGGUUCACGGUUGAUAUGAGAGUUGGAGUGCACAUUUCAGUUAACUCUACUUUCUUCUGUUCUGGUAUGUAGCUUUGUUCAUGGUUCAUUUUUCCCUUACGUGUCAGUUGCAUGGUCAGCCUUUUAUGGUCAAAGGUUUGAUGUGAGUUUGCAUUUUUGGUUGUUUUCUUCUUUCAUUUAUUUGAUUAUUGAUUUUAACUGAGUUAUAGGGUUUGCGGAAGCUGACCUGUUUUAGAUUGUAUUGUACUCCAAGGAUGGAGGUGUGUACAGGACAAACAACUAUUAAACCUGUCUUAAGUUAAUAGUAAAUUGUGUGUUUUUACUGUAUUUUUA
This is a messenger RNA of Helianthus annuus (common sunflower), 3594 nucleotides long. RefSeq names its product villin-4. NCBI's taxonomy places the organism in Eukaryota, Viridiplantae, Streptophyta, Magnoliopsida, Asterales, Asteraceae. Gene Ontology annotation, molecular function: actin filament binding. Bases 289 to 3156 code for a protein of 955 amino acids. The record is from RefSeq and is a predicted model, not a curated record. The transcript has 22 exons. Gene Ontology annotation, biological process: actin filament severing; cytoskeleton organization.